AUGGCUCUGGACAGCAGACGGAAGGAGCUGCUGUUGAAAACGCUGAUGGAGCUGGGGGAGGACGAAUUCGAGUGCUUCAAGUUCUACACGGACCUGCCUAAAAGCCUGCGUGAAAACACCCGCCGUGUGUACAUUGCUGACCAGCUGGUGAUGAAGCACGGCGAUAACACUCUGCAUGAGACCGUCAAGAUUCUGGAGAAGAUCGGGAACAACAAUUUGGCCCAGGACCUGCGCAGCGACAUGCUGAAAAUAAAAGGCGCCGACUUCUCCGUCAACGAUGACGAUCAGAUUGCCAGAUUGAAGAGGGAGCUCCAAGACAACCUGCGGCGUUUAUACAGCUUUGCUUCCGAGGGCACCACCGAGCGCUGGCAGCAGCAGCCUCUGGCGGAAGUCUACACGGAGCUGGACGUCACCUCCGGGGCAGACGUCAGCCCAGACGGGCGGCACGAGGUCCUUCAAGUGGAGACGUGUGCCGCCGAGGCCAAGGUGUCUAUCCUGCCGUGCGACAUCUUCAAAAACCAUGACGGGAAGCCUCGCCCGAUACGCACGCUGCUCACCUUUGGCUUCGCGGGAAUUGGGAAAACCUUCCUGAUUCAAAAGUUUGUGUCGGACUGGGCCAAUGGUAGUACUAACCAGGAUGUGGACUUCAUAUUUCCUUUCACCUUCAGCGAGUUAAACAUGGAGAAAGGGGAGAGCUUUACGUUGGCUAAGCUGAUCCAAACUUUUGUCUGUGGAGACAGGCACAUGAGCGAGACACUGAACAAUAUAUUUGUCAACCUGCAAACUUCUGGGAAGCGGGACUUUGAAAGCAGCCGAAUCAAGAUCUUGUUUAUCCUCGACGGACUGGAUGAGUGCAACUUCAAAAUUGACUUGAAGAAAGUGAGGAAAGUGGACAUGGACGUGAGGGAAAGCUACCCGCUGGAGGUACUGCUGGCAUAUCUCAUCAAAGGGAACUUGCUUCCCUGCGCCCGGGUUUGGAUUACAACGCGGCCCGGGGCAGCCCACGAUAUCCCUUCCGACCUCAUAGACAGCCGAACAGAGGUUAGAGGAUUCAGCGAUUCCCGGAAGUUGGAGUACUUCAGGAAAAGGUUCCCAAAUGAGGAGCGCGUCAUUGAGCACAUUCGGAAAUCUCGCACCAUCUUCAUCAUGUGCCACAUUCCCAUCUUCUGCUGGCUCACCGCCAUAGUUCUUAAGGGUACUUUGGACAAAGGGAAGAAGGGAGAGCUUCCCACAACGCUGACUUACAUGUACUCAGCGCUUAUAGGUCACCUCCUAGAAAACUCCAAGGAGACAAAUACAACGGAGUACGUUUGUGGCGUGAAAGCGCUAGCAAAGCUGGCCUUUGACCACACCAUCAAUCAGCGUCAGAUCUUCGAUGAAAAGGACCUAGAGGACAGCGGUUUUGAUUACAGCCAAGCCGCUAAAUACUCCGGUUUGUUCACCGAGGUGUUAAGGGAGGUCCAUCCGCUCAGAAGCAACAAAAAAAAGAUGUUUCAGUUUAUCCACCUGACCAUCCAGGAGUAUCUGGCCGCACUAUACGUGAUGAUGAGCCUCUUCCACGACAACAAGAACGUACUGAAUGAUUCAGAAUGGAAAAAAAUAAACCAGAAGGCAAUCACUGAGGUCCAGCAGUCGGCUCUGGAGAAAGCCUCAGAGAGUGAAGGAAACCUGGACAUGUUCCUCCGCUUCCUCCUUGGCCUUUCCUUACCGUGCAACCAGGAACUAGUGGGGGAACUGCUGAAGGCUCCUCAGGACUGCGAGCAAAGCAAGUCAAAGACAGUCGAUUUGAUCACGGAAAGGAUCGAACAGAACACUCCAGAGAAGAAUGUCAACUUAUUCUACUGCCUAAACGAGCUGAAGGACGAAUCCUUGCUGAAGCGGAUCCAGAAGGAACUAGAUUCAGGACGACAUCUGUCCUGGUAUCAAAUGUCAAAUGACAUGUGGUCGGCCCUGGCCUUUUUCUUACUUACAGACGACGAAACCAUGAAGUCCUUUCAUCUUUCCCGCUACUCUCCAGGGCCUUCGGGGCUUGAGAAGCUGCUGUUGGUUAUCAAGGCUUCUCAAAAAUCAGAUCUAAGUUUAUGUAACCUAGACAAAGGCAGCUGUCAUCUGCUGGCUUCCGUUCUCAGUUCUCCAUCCAACCUGAGGCAUCUGAAUCUGGGCUUGAACCAUCUGUCGGACGAGGGGGUGGAGAUCCUCUCGAAAGGACUGGCCAGCCAACACUGCAACUUAGAAGUCCUCAACCUGUCCGACUGUGGGAUCACCAAGCUGGACCUGAGCUGGAACAAACUGUCGUAUGAAGGGGUUGAGAUCCUCUCGGAAGGACUGGACAGCCCACUCUACAUCUUAAAAGUCCUCAGUCUAUUUGAUUGUGACCUGGACAUUGGCAGCUGUCACCUGUUGGCUACUGUUCUCAGUUCUCCAUCCAACCUGAGGCAUCUGGACCUGUACUCCAAUGAUCUAUCGGACAAGGGGGUGGAGAUCCUCUCGAAAGGACUGGCCAGCCAACACUGCAACUUAGAAGUCCUCAAGCUGUCCGACUGCGGGAUCACCAGUAAAGGAUGUGUUUCAUUGGCUGAGGCUCUCAAGUUGAACCCCUCCCAUCUUCAGGACCUGUACCUUUCCAAGAACAAUCUAUCGGACGAGGGGGUUGAGAUCCUCUCGAAAGGACUGGCCAGCCCACACUGCAUCUUAAAAGUUCUGAAGCUGUCAGAGUGCGAGAUCACGAAGAAAGGAUGUGCUUCAUUGGCCGAGGCUCUCAAGUUAAACCCCUCCCAUCUUCAAGAGUUAUUUCUCAUCAACUAUCAAAUAGAGGAAGAAGACGAGAGGGUCUUAUUGAAGAUCAAGAAGGAUCCCAACUAUAGCCUGAAGACUGUCAAAUUUAACAAAUGGGAAUAA
Messenger RNA from Nerophis lumbriciformis (worm pipefish), 2898 nucleotides. The record is from RefSeq and is a predicted model, not a curated record. Lineage: Eukaryota; Metazoa; Chordata; Actinopteri; Syngnathiformes; Syngnathidae.